Molecule: messenger RNA, 354 nt
Organism: Staurois parvus
Lineage: Eukaryota; Metazoa; Chordata; Amphibia; Anura; Ranidae
Source: the annotation of a GenBank genome assembly
AUGCAGACUGCUUCUACAAACAUUUGUGACAGAAUAGGUCACUCUCAGGAGCUCAGUGAAUUCAAGCGUGUUUCCAUGAUAGGUUGCCACCUGUGCAAUAAGUCCAUGCGUAAAAUUUCCUGCUACCAAAUAUCCACGGUCAACUGUUAGUGGUAUUAUAACAAAAUGGAAGCAAUUAGGAACAACAGCAUUCAGCCACGAAGUGAGUGGCGUCAACACAUGCUGAAGCACACAGUGCACAGAAGCCACCAACUGUCUGUAGAGUCAGUAGCUAAAGACCUCUAAACUUUGUGUGGCCUUCAGAUUAGCACAAAAGUGCAUAGAGAGCUUCAUGGAAUGGGUUUCUAUGGCCAA